This is a messenger RNA of Ectocarpus siliculosus, 957 nucleotides long. The record is from the annotation of a GenBank genome assembly. Lineage: Eukaryota; Phaeophyceae; Ectocarpales; Ectocarpaceae.
AUGGGAGCGGCGGCGGCGCUUUCAAGGUCGAAGGUGGGGGUGGCCGCGGCGGCGGCGGCGGCGGCGGCGGCGGCGGCGCCCAAGGAGGAGGAGUACGAGCGGAUCCCCGAGUUCCAGUCGUUGCAGGCUGACCGGUUGCCGGGCACCCCGGGCGGGCGCCUGGACAUGCCGCCGGAGAUCCCGGAGAUGGAGCCUGCUGAUGUUUGGCUGGGGGACCUCAUGCGGCAGGCAAUGACGCAGGAAAACGAGAACGCCACCGCCCAGCAGCAGCCGAAGCGCGAAAUGAAACCGGAUACCUCUGGCGGGAUGAGCUACCCCUUACGGGCGCAGCAGCAGUUUUUCCUGUCGCACCUUUCUGGAGUGGGCAGCGUUUCUUACUUCCUUCCAAAGCAUCUCGACGAGGGUCAUCGGCCAACGGCACGGAUGAACCCGACAGCGAGAGCGACAGCAAGCUGGCCCCCUUGCCACCCCGUACACCACAAGCAGCACACCCCGCAGCCGUCCGUGCCUCCCUCAAGCAACGUCGGCUGGGUCAAGGACGCCGGCUCCGCCGUCAUCGGGGAAUCGCCCACGACGGCGUUGUACCCGUCAUCGACCACCAACGUGCGUUCCCCUUCCAUGUCGACAGCUUCGACGGACGUGUCCCCCCUCCAAGGACCGGGAAUCACUUCGUACGAUGCCUUGCCGCAGGGAGACUGCCGCCUGGAUGCCGUCAGCUGUGGCGCGAGAACAGCGAGCUGUGGCGGCGGCGGCGGAGUCGGCGACCUCUCGAGCAGCAGCAUUGGAGAGCCGCCGUUGAUUCGGGCUGGGGCUCGCGGGCCACAUGACCACCCGGUGGCGGCGGGGGGCGUGUUUCCGGGAGACAUGGCGGCGAUCAAGGCGGAGUUUUGUCACCACUCGUUUGCGCCGCCGGGCGCGUCGUCCCUAGGGAGCAGCCCUCACUGGAGCGCGUUCUGA